Melitaea cinxia (Glanville fritillary) is the source of this 2676-nucleotide messenger RNA. RefSeq lists its product as uncharacterized. The coding region runs from base 277 to 1797 and encodes 506 amino acids. The transcript has a single exon. The record is from RefSeq and is a predicted model, not a curated record. Lineage: Eukaryota; Metazoa; Arthropoda; Insecta; Lepidoptera; Nymphalidae.
UAUCACGACGCCAUUUUCGAGUUACAGCAGUGACUGACGACUGUUGUAUGUCGAACUGUGUAUUUACCAUAUUUUAACAUUAAAAGACGUUAUAAUAUAUAUGUUGUAUAUAUUUUUUAAAUGUGUAAUGUUAUUACUCUAUCAGUGAAAUUAACAGAAGAAACAUUUAUUGUGUACUAUAGAUGAUAUCAACUGCGCGGGAAAUGUGGAUAGCUACGUUUUGUAUUCCCGCAAACUAAAACACGUUUAUAUAAAAUAUUGUGUUUUACAAUCAAAAUGAUUCCAUACAAAGGACGUGAGAAUAGGAGAGGUAAGGCUAUAAAAAUGCCUAGAAGCAUCGAUCGUUUAUAUAAAGAAGGAAAAUGCCGUGACUGUUCAGUGGUAGUGACGCGAAUGGAUUUUGCCAAAAUAUUAGGAAAGUUUACUAAGGUAAAGAUCCAAUAUGAAAGCAGUUCUUCGUCUAAAAGUCAGAAAACAUUGGAAACAGCUGUGCCUACCUCAAAUACAAGAUUAAAAAAUAAUGAAAAUGGUAUGGUACUUCUUCGCAGAACUGCUUAUAAUCAACAUCCCGUUAAAGAUAUUGUUAGUACUCACUCCAAAAAAGGUAAAAAUAAUGAUUUAUCAUCUGCUACUCGUCAAGUAAAUAAUGUUUUAAAAGAAAAUAAUAGUCCGAAUAAAACAGACCUACUAAGGGAAAAAACUCUAAUCCAUAAAGAGAAAGAAAUUCAUCGAAAUCAAAAUAAUAUUAAACAGUAUGCUAUUGUUUUCAAUGACCCAGCAUGCGACGAUAUUAAUCAUGAUCUUAAGUGUGACUUUUCAUUACCGGAGUUAAUACCAAAAGUAGACAAAAGUUUAUUUCCUUCAGAAGAAUGGUGUAUAGAUUAUUUUCCUAAAAACGAAGAACCGACUGAUGAUAAAGUGUAUGAUAGAAUAGCUGCUGAACUUGAAGACCUCAUGUACAAUGAAAAACCUGAAGUUAAGCUAACUCAGCCAGAACCUAACGUAAAUAAAGUAGAUGAUUUUCCAUCCAUAAUGGACAUUCUUAAUGAUAAUACCCCUGUAAAUAACUCUGAAACAAAAGACCAAAGUACUAAUAUAGAAUUUAAAAAUAACUUGGAAUCAAGUGAUGUCGAGGCCAUGCUUCUUGGUAAUCAUCCAGUUACCGAUGAUAAAGAACUAAAUGACUCAAAACUAAUAGAACCUUCGCCCAUGGAGGUUGAUAGUUCUGAUGUCAAAAAAUUAAUAGACGAUGUUGUACAAUUUACCCCAAGUACUGAAGUUGAUAAGACAGACGAAAAUCAAAUAAAUGAAAUUGAUAAACCACACAGCCCUUCAAUAUUGGAUGAAGCUCUACAGAAGGGAAUCGAAGAGCACUUACCAUGUGAUCAAACCCAUAAAAGUGAAUCAGAUCUUCCUAAUGCUUCGGAUAUUAGCAUCACUGACAAAACUGAUACAUCAAAUGUUGAAAAAGAUAGCAGUAAUCAAGAUAAGAAUAUUAUAAAUGAUGACCAAAGUUCUAAGAAGAAUGUAGAACAAAAGAGUUUAGAAAAUAUUUUAAAUAUACCACCAACCACUCAAUUUGAAGAUAUCACUCAUAUAAUAUUCAAAAAAGUGGUUGAUGGUGUAUGUCAUAAAUCUGUAACAUGUCCUAAAAAUUUAAAAUAUAGUAUAGAAUUAGAAGGGAAGUCUGUGGAGUUUUUAGGUGCUCCUAAAUAUAUAUCAAGCUUUGAAGACUUACAGGUACUAUUACAAAUAGUAAAUGAAACAGAUUUAAACAGUUUAUAUGUACUUUAUUGAAAUUGUGUUUUGUUUGAGUUAGUUGUGGACAAAUCUUUUACUAUUGAUAUAAAAAUGAAUGUAAUUUGGUCACGACUAAAUAUGGAAGAUGACAUCGACACCUGAUAUGAAGAACAUUGUUACUAAUGAAACAAUGUUUUCUAACUCUACUAUCAAAAUACUGAGGGGACAAAAGGUAUCUUUCAAUCUGGGAACCGUAUUUAUACGACAACUAGAACAAUUUUUAAAUGAAAAAAAAAAUUCAUUGUAAUUCAAGAUAAUCCAGAUUUCUGCUAAAAGAAUAUUGUAACUUUGGUUAUGAAAAUAAAAAUAUAUAUAAUAUUGGUCUUUGAACACAUUAACAUUGUAAUAAAUACAAUUUUUUUGUUCAAAUUUCAACUCACUACUACUAAUAAUAAUAAAUUUAGUUAAUAUACUUUAUUAUUGGAACUGUUAAUACAAUAUUUAUAAAUUAAAACAAUCAUAUUCUAAAUCAUUGUAACUUGAACAAAAACAGCUUUCCAUUUGAUGUAUCACAACUUGGUCAAAUUCAUACUACAGAAUGCAAAAAUUAAUAGUAGAACAAUUUACUUUAUUACAGAUGCGGCUUUAUUUAAUAUCACUUUGCCACUUUUUAAAUGCAACAAAAUUGUAAAAUGCUCUCCUGAAAACAACAAAAUCAGAUACAAUAUUCUUCAUAUCAGGUGUCGAAAUAUAAAACUAUGAUAUAGAUAGUAAUAGUACUUUGGCCUUGAUAUAAAUGGAAUACUAAUAUAUUUCAUUUAAAUAUUUGUUAUAUAUGUAACAUUACAUAUUUGUUUAAAAAUUGACAAUUUUAAAAAUGUUUUACUCUAAGUUCCAAUAGAUUACAGACCAAAAUAUAAUAUACUGUAAAAAGAA